AUGCUUGACGAAAGCUUUGAUCCGCUCCAUGGCGAAGCAGUAUCUACCUCGACUCCGAUUCGUUUAACUGUCCAAGUGAUUGCUGGACGUCAUCUUUCACGUCGUGACAAGCACAAAGGGAUAUGUUCGCCGUUUGUCGAGGUUGAACUUGUUGGACUUCCUUGCGAUGAGAGAUCCUACAAGACGAGAACCAUCGCAUCGAACGGUUUGAAUCCGAUUUGGAAUCAGACAUUCGUAUUCGAAGUACAUUGUCCCGAAAUGGCUUUGCUGAGGUUUCAAGUGGAAGAUGGCGACUUCGUUGGACCAAAAACUGAUCCCUUCAUUGGGCAAGCCGUCUUCCCGCUGGAUUGCAUACGUUGCGGCUUCCGUUCGGUUCCUCUUCUGAAUCAGUUCAGUGAGGAACUUGAAUUGUCAUCAUUGCUUGUAGACGUCCAGAUGAUCUCCAUAGAAGAGUCAAGCCUAAUUCAUUCUGCACAUUCCGUGCUCCAGGCUAGCCGAUUGGCUCCCGUGUUCCGCUCAAAGGAUCGCCAGCUAAGUAAUUACAACACAAUCGAGUUAGCUGGAACGGUAGUUGAACGGGUUUCUGAUGGCGAGAAACAGCAUGUCAUCAAAAUCUCUCAUAGCGCUCAGCAAUGGAGCGGACAGCAAUGGCUUUUGGCUGCCAGAUCUAUCGAAGAAGCCGACGACUGGCAGAAUCAGCUGUGGGAUUUGACGCGAUCCGUUAACAAUAAGAUCAGUGUGUUACGAACAAAGGAGAAGAGCGCACGAAUCGCGGCUGAAUUGUCUAACCUUGUGGUGUACUGCCAAGCUGUGCCGUUUGAUGGAGCCCACGUUCGAACAGGAUCUUUCUAUGAGAUGUGCUCAUUUGUAGAAAACAAG
This is a messenger RNA of Cooperia oncophora, 879 nucleotides long. NCBI's taxonomy places the organism in Eukaryota, Metazoa, Nematoda, Chromadorea, Rhabditida, Trichostrongylidae. The record is from the annotation of a GenBank genome assembly.